Helianthus annuus (common sunflower) is the source of this 1105-nucleotide messenger RNA. RefSeq names its product mitochondrial import receptor subunit TOM40-1. Bases 160 to 657 code for a protein of 165 amino acids. Gene Ontology annotation, biological process: protein import into mitochondrial matrix. NCBI's taxonomy places the organism in Eukaryota, Viridiplantae, Streptophyta, Magnoliopsida, Asterales, Asteraceae. The transcript has 5 exons. The record is from RefSeq and is a predicted model, not a curated record. Gene Ontology annotation, cellular component: mitochondrial outer membrane translocase complex; mitochondrial outer membrane. Gene Ontology annotation, molecular function: transmembrane protein transporter activity.
CUCCACCUUGCAUGUUUUUUAGGGUUCCGUCGUACACAGGAUACGACGACGGCGGUAGUGGUGAAUAGUGACGACGACCGCGGCGGUAUUAGUGAACAACGCCGGCGACUUAGCAGCGGCUGGCCCUGCAGGUGUGGAUGGUCUUGACGGUGGUUCAACAUGAUUGGCACCACCAGCGCCAAUUUCAGACAAUCGGAACCGCUGGAACCCUUAUCGACUAGAGAAACCGCCAAAAGUUCUUCGCUACAUGUGUCCUUAAAUGUGGAACAUUUUGAGGGGAUGCGUGUCGAUUUUACCAAGUUUCUCAAUCAGAGGUUCUCACUAACUCACAGCACCCUCAUGGGACCCACGGAGAUUCCUUCUCAAUAUGCUGAAAUAAUAAAAAUUCCGACUGCACACUAUGCUUUUGGUGCUAACUUUAUGCAUCCAAAGUUGAUGCUUUUUGGAAGGGUUUUGACCGAUGGGCAGGUCAACUCUGGAAUCAAAUGGGACUCAUCGGAUAAUCUUAGCAUGAAUGUCGAUGCUCAGAUGCCAUCCCUACUAGAAAAGCAAUGUACUUGCAAAUAUAUAUUGCAGAAAAUGGAUGGACCAAAUGUUUUGCAGCGACAGGCUAUGUUGGAUGGACUUCAUAAGUUUGGUACUUGGGUCUUUAUUUAGUUUUUGUCGAGUUGGGCAUCUACUGGAUGCACAUAGAGUCACAUGAUGUCAAACCUCUAUACAAGUGGCUCCAUGCCAUUCAUCAUAUCUACAAUAAUCAAAAUACAUUUCCCUUUCUUUCUUUAUUUGUAAACAAGAAAGCUUCAAGAUAUAGAUAUUUAAUGAUGGUUAUACUUUUUUUAUUAGGAAUGGAAUUCCGCCCUAUAGACAGCACAUUGCGUUAUUAUUGAUGGAAGCUAUCUAUAUAGCAAACAUUCACGACUGCAUUCAUGGGAAGUUAUGGCCAGUAAUGGGUGUAGGGUACCACAUAAUUCAUCACACCACUAAUCACUAUAGCUAAGUUUAUAGGUCAACUUUAGCUCUUUUUGCUCAAAAAGUCAUGAUUGUACACAUGUUCCUGUAUUAGGUGUGUUUAAGAACAAAUGUAGUAACCAGAUAUAAUAAAUGA